AUGCCUAAGGAAGUCAAGUCCCGCGCCACCAAGGUAGGUUUUCGAAUUGUCCCCGGCCUCUUGGCCUUGUGGCCGCUUGGUCGCUGGCACCCUUGGCAUAUUUUGGCUCGUGUUUGGAACGCGCAGGCUGACCCCUGUUUCGCCACGCGUCGCCCUCCUUCGUCCAAUCUGCACCGUUACCCACAGGUCGACACCAAGUCCGGCAAGGCCAAGAAGGACCCCAACGCCCCCAAGCGCCCUCUUUCCGCCUACAUGUACUUCUCGCAAGAGAACCGCAACACAGUCAAGGAUGACAACCCGGACGCCUCUUUCGGUCAGUCAAUUUUCCAUACGGACCCACUUCUUCGGACAGUUGCUAUCACAUAUGAGCCUUGUGCUAACGCCUUUGGACUCAUCAUGCUUCUAGGUGAUCUCGGCAAACUCCUCGGUGCCAAGUGGAAGGACAUGUCGGACGACCAAAAGAAGGUCCGCAUGCGUGUCCAAGUCGAUCGCGUCGUGGAUUGCUUGCUGACACCGACUUCCAUCGACGUCUGUCAAUGCAGCCUUACAACAAGAAGGCCGACGACGACAAGACCCGCUACGAGCGCGAGAAGGCGUCCUACGACGCCCGCGCUUAA
This is a messenger RNA of Microbotryum saponariae, 617 nucleotides long. The record is from the annotation of a GenBank genome assembly. Lineage: Eukaryota; Fungi; Basidiomycota; Microbotryomycetes; Microbotryales; Microbotryaceae.